AUGUUGUUGAAAUAUUAUUCCGUCGUGAUACUGUGUUUUUCUUUUGUCAACGGAGAAGAACCUGGAGAACCUAAAUGUUUUUCAAGGUUUGACUAUGACGAGAAAAUGUUAAUGAAACAAUUAAGAUUCGAAGACAAAGUUCAGAAAUUUGAGGAUUUUAUUAAUGGGAUAAAAGCGCGAGAAGCAAAAGAAAAAGAGAAACGCGAUAAAUUGUUUGCCUUAGAGUUAGAGAAAGUUAAAAAGUUUAAUAACGGAGCAAAGGCCCGAGAAGCCAGGGAAAAAGAAGAACGCGAUAAAUUGUUUGCUGCAGAGUUAGAGAAAGCUAAAAACUUUCAGAGGCUUAUUAAUGAAGUAAAGACAAGAGAAGAAAAGGAAUUUAGAGGUGGACGAAAAGUCGUGGCUUUCACAGUGACCCAACCUAAGAAGGGUGCUACAUCAACAUCUAUGUCCUUUACAAAAGUCAUUACAAACGAAGGGAACGCGUUUGAUACAUCGACUGGCAAGUUCACGUGUCCUGUUAGUGGACUCUACUACUUUUCCCUACACAUCAUCAAAAGACGGUCACCCAGUAUCGGCUAUGCCGGAUGUUACAUUAAACUGAACGGAACAGAUAAAGUAAUAGCUUUCAAUAAUCCACAGGACGGGUCAAAUGGUGCAGACUACGGAAAUUUACGGAAGUCUUCGACGUCGGUGUAUUUAAUAAAAGAAUGA
Molecule: messenger RNA, 711 nt
Organism: Ruditapes philippinarum (Manila clam)
Lineage: Eukaryota; Metazoa; Mollusca; Bivalvia; Venerida; Veneridae
Exons: 2
Coding region: 1-711 (236 amino acids)
Molecular function (GO): protein binding
Source: RefSeq, a predicted model, not a curated record